Molecule: messenger RNA, 1667 nt
Organism: Cicer arietinum (chickpea)
Lineage: Eukaryota; Viridiplantae; Streptophyta; Magnoliopsida; Fabales; Fabaceae
Product: 6,7,8-trihydroxycoumarin synthase-like
Molecular function (GO): heme binding; monooxygenase activity; iron ion binding
Source: RefSeq, a predicted model, not a curated record
AGACAUGCAAUUUGUAAGGUUGCAUCAUGGAGAUUCUUGUGCUUCUUUCUCUCUUACCAAUCUUUAUUCUAUUCAUCAUCCACAUACAAAAAACAAAAAGUACUAGAAGAACAUCAUCAAUUCCACCAGGUCCUAAACCACUUCCUAUAAUUGGAAAUCUCCACCAACUCAACACUUCAUCACCACAUCAAUCCCUAUGGCAACUUUCCAAACACUAUGGACCUCUCAUGUCUUUGCACCUUGGCUAUGUACCAACCUUAGUUGUUUCCUCAUCAAACAUGGCAAAACAAGUGUUGCAAACACAUGACCUUAAAUUUGCAAGUAGACCAUCUUUCCUAGGACUAAGGAAGUUGUCUUACAAUGGUUUAGACUUAGGUUUUAGCCCUUAUAGUCCUUAUUGGAGAGAAAUGAAAAAAAUUUGUGUCCUUCACUUAUUUAGCUCUCAAAAUGUUAAUUCCUUUAGACCCAUUAGAGAAAAUGAAGUUGCCCAAUUGAUUAAAAAGUUGUCACAAUAUUGUGAUGAUGAAAAAGGUGUGAACUUGAGUGAAAUAUUGAUGUCCUUCACAAAUAGGCUUAUUUGUAGAAUAGCUUUUGGAAAAAAGUAUGGUUGUGAUUAUGAAGAAGAAGUUGAAUUGGGAAGUGGAGAAAGGAGAAGUAGGUUGCAAGUUUUGUUGAAUGAAGCUCAAGCUUUGUUGGCUGAAUUUUACUUUUCAGAUCAUUUUCCAUUGUUGGGUUGGGUUGAUAGAUUAAGAGGAACUCUUUCGAGGCUUGAUAAAACAUUUAAGGAGUUGGAUUUGAUAUACCAAAGAGUUAUUGAUGACCACUUGGAACAAAAGACCAAGGAAGAAGAAGUAGUAGACAUCAUUGAUAUCUUUUUGAAGAUGAAGAAUGAUCACUCACUCUCUUUUGACCUUACUCUUGACCACAUCAAAGCUGUGCUUAUGAACAUCUUUAUAGCAGGAACAGACACAAGCUCAGCAAUAGUUGUAUGGGCCAUGACAGCAUUGAUGAACAAUCCUAGAGUGAUGGAAAAGGUUCAAGCAGAAAUCAGAAACUUAUAUAAAGACAAAGAUUUUAUAAAUGAAGAUGAUAUUGAAAAGCUUCCUUAUCUCAAAUCAGUAAUAAAAGAGACACUUAGAUUAUUCCCUCCAUCACCCUUACUAUUACCAAGAGAAACAAUAGAAAGUUGCAACAUAGAAGGAUAUGAAAUUCAACCAAAAACUCUAGUUUAUGUUAAUGCUUGGGCUAUAGCAAGAGACCCUGAGAAUUGGAAAGACCCAGAAGAGUUUUAUCCUGAAAGAUUCUUUAUGAAUUCUUCAGUGGAUUUUAAAGGGAAGAAUUUUGAGUUAAUUCCAUUUGGAAGUGGGAGAAGAAUGUGUCCUGCAAUGAACAUGGGAGUGGUUACUAUUGAGCUUUCACUUGCUAAUCUUAUUCAUUCUUUUGAUUGGAAAUUACCUUGUGGUUUUGAUAAGGAAAAAGUUUUGGAUACACAAGUGAAACCAGGAAUAACUAUGCAUAAGAAAAUUGAUCUUUAUCUUGUUCCUAGGAAAUGGAAAUGGACACAAUAGAUAGGAGUGUCUCAAAGUUCUGUUAUUGACACAAUGUGUACUAUUGACAAUUUGUUCUGUUAUUUGCAUGUCUCCAAGUUUCUUUUAUUUCUAGAUCAA